Phyllopteryx taeniolatus (common seadragon) is the source of this 4863-nucleotide messenger RNA. RefSeq names its product GON-4-like protein. NCBI's taxonomy places the organism in Eukaryota, Metazoa, Chordata, Actinopteri, Syngnathiformes, Syngnathidae. Gene Ontology annotation, molecular function: transcription coregulator activity. The record is from RefSeq and is a predicted model, not a curated record. The coding region runs from base 83 to 4765 and encodes 1560 amino acids. Gene Ontology annotation, biological process: regulation of DNA-templated transcription. The transcript has 29 exons. Gene Ontology annotation, cellular component: nucleus.
UCCUCGUCGGCAGGUGGCGCCAUGUCGCUGUCACUUCGGUGCCGCCAUUACAGCGGAAGCGGCCUUGUUAUUAGCCGAAAAGAUGCUAGAAUGCGACAGUAGAGAUCAACGACGAACACUCGACGCUAAGUUCCCUGCGUUAUCUUCUUUUACACCGAGGAUGCAUGAGGAGGCUGCGGACGAGGGGCAGGAGGAGACUUGGUUAAAAUUAAGGGGCGCUGGACUUGAAGAUGAGCCGAGACCUUUGUCAGGAAGCCGACAGCAGACGGAGGAGUCCGGCGAAGACGAGCUGAGCCGACUGGACGUCGAUCUGCACGCCAAGUCCAGGCGACACAACUUGACGUCCUGCAACGUGCGCGCCAUCCUGCACGAGGUGAUCACUCACGAGCGCGUGGUGGCCAUGAUGAAAGCUGCCAUCAGAGACACUCAGGACAUGCCCAUGUUUCAGGAGCCCAAGAUGACUCGCUCAAGAUUGAAGAGGGCCAUCCAGCAAGGACAGUGUCUCGACUGGAGUUUGUCUGCAGAGCAAAGUUCGCCGCCUCCUCAGUUUGUCGACAUCCAUCUUGACGCCGACGAAGACUCGUCCGACGAAGAGUACUGUCCUGAAGAUGAAGAUGAUGAUGAUGACACUGCUGAAGAGUCUUUCCUCAGUGACGGUGACAUGGUUUCGCCUCCCAAAGUUCAAGACUGUGACUCCAGCUCCCAGGGGCACUCGAGGGCCGCCGUCCUCGACCUCACAGAUGCCGCCGCUGGCCCCUCCUUCCUGGAACGCCUCAACGCUGUUGAGGAGGAGCUUGACUGUGGCCCCGCCUACACAUCUUUUUCGUCUCACAGGACUGACGAGGACGAGGAGAAGGAUGAAGGCUCCAGCAGUCUGGCAUUCCGCACACGGUCGAAACUUCGCCUGGUCAACGUCCCCCUGGAGCAGCUGGAGGCGGAGCUUCUGGCCCCCGACAUCACGGCCGACAUGUAUGAGCAAAGCCCUGCCCGCAAGGAGGAAGACCGCCAUUGGACGCGCUGGCUGCACGGACUAGUGGCGCCCGACAACGGAGAGGAAGUCGAUGACGACGACGACCCGGAGUAUAACUUCUUGGACGACCUGGAUGAACCCGACCUGGAGGACUACAGGACAGACCGGGCCGUUCAGAUCACCAAGCGAGAGGUCAACGAGCUGCUGGAGGAGCUCUUCGACAGGCUCCAGGAUCAAGAACCAGCUGAUGAUGAGGAGGAGGAGGAGGAGGAGGAGGAGGAGGAAGAGGGGCAUCCAGCUGAGGGGGAGGAGCAAGAGGCCGGCCCCAAAUUCAAUGUCCCUCAGGCUUUGUGCUUCAAACCACCUUUAGCCGGCAUGCUAACGGAGCGGCGGCGAGCGGUGCGACAACAAUUUCAAGCCGUGCAGCACAGGAGAGCCCUGCAGGACACCACCAACCAUCCCGCUGACAAGACUGCCGCGCCGCCUGCACCCCCACACGCUACAUGGCUGCUUCGUGGUCCACUAUGCCCCGCCUUGCAGCUGGACUGCGCCCACAAACUGCAACUGCAACAGCAAAUCCAGCAGCACGUGCAGCUUCUGACGGAAGUUCAUCUGCUGAGUUGCGGCAUCGGCGGCCUAGAACACGAAGCGUCCGUUACCAAACACUUCCUUGAGGAGCUGCAGUGUUUUGCCGUGCGGCAGGAACAGCUCUUCUGCGUCUCAUCUUUCCGGGCGUGCAACCUGCAGGGGGCGCUGGAGCUUCUUCAGGAGAGCGAGCGCAGAUUGGACCUUCCUCCUCCUCCGCCCCGCGUUUCCAGGCGCUGGCUCCCCGUCAUGUCGUCCUCCACCAACAGCCACGCCUUCCCCGUACUGCCCUCCGACACCGCCUGGCUGCUUGCCACACGACCGGUCUUCCUCUACCCAGAACUUCUUCCUGUUUGCAGCCUGGACCCUUCCCAACACACGCGACCCCAUCGCAGUCUUUUUACUGUAGGAGAGGACGGGCUGAUUGUUUUAGGUCUGAAGCACUUCGAGGGGGCCAUCCAGCCAGUGCAAUUGAUCAGCUCCUACAUGGUCUGUAAGAGUGCGUGGCACUUGACAAAACACAUCCGAGAGAUGAGCGGCUCCAGAGCGCCGCGCCAAAACAUCCUCAAGGUACACACAAGUCGGCUUUCCUGCCCGUUGCAGAUGUUCCUUGCGCAGCGGCUCGUCACCGCCCCGCCACUGGCCUGUGCGAGAGUGCAACCAGAGGACCAGCGCCCCCCAGUGGAGAGAGACCCCUCCAUCAUGCCCAUCUGGCUCAAGAACAGCCGAGAGAUCAUCUGGAAGACACAAGCGAACACCUCUGCUCCGUGCUACCCUCGCUUCCCUCCCAGAGGCUGCAACCUUCGACUUCACCCCUCCCGCCUCAAAAAGUCCUUACGCCAGCCCGGCCCCUCCCAGAGACGUCUUUUCACCCUGGCCCAUAAUGCAUCUCUGCACCCCAUCUGCCCGGCCGAAAGAAAGGCGGACUUUCUCCGUUCCUCUCGGCCCGAAGUCUCCGCGACGAGUCCUGCGGUGCCUCGCUCGGUCGCUCCGCUCCAACCCGGCUACAUCCUCCUUCAAAGUGAUGCUACGUCGCAACUUCCGCCCACUGCUGAGUCGCAACCCGAACCCGUCCCGGACGGACCCGACGCGCGCUAUGAAAACACGUCAUUGUGUCAACAGGCUGGACGCCACUGGACCAAUGCAGAGGAGAAGGGACAAGGAGAGGAAGAUGAUCAGGCAGGAGGAAAGGGAGGACAAGAAGAGGGAGUGGGGCAGGCAGGAGGAAAGGAAGGACAAGGAGAGGAAGAGGAGCAGGCAGAAGAAGGACAAGGGGAGGAAGAGGAGCAGGAAGAAGAAGGACAAGGGGAGGAAGAGGAAGAGGAGCAGGCAGGAGGAGAGGAAGGACAGGGAGAGGAAGAGGAGCAGGCAGAAGAAGGACAAGGGGAGGAAGAGGAGCCAGGAGACGGAGAGAAGGAUGACGAUCAAGAAAGGCAAGAGGAGGAGGAGGAUGAAGACUUUGAUGAGCUCACGCAGGACGAAGACGAGGAGGAGGCGUUGUCGUCGGCGUCUGAGGAGUCUCUUCUGUCCAUCCCGGAGCUGCAGGAGACCAUGAAGCAGCUGGCCCGGCUGGCGUCCAAGAGGAGGCUCGGCGCCGACGCGGAGUCUGAGGAAGACCACUCGCCGACCUCGCCGGGUUCGCAAGAGGAAGAGGAGGAGGAGGAAGAGGCACCCAAAGGAGACCGGCCCGGCAGGAAGACGACGACGAUGACGACGACGGAAGACGACGACGGCGCAAACGCCUGCGAGGAGGAAACACCCCGAACAGGACGAAGAGGAGGAGGGAUACGAGGAAGAGGUCAACAGAGUCGACCUCUUCGAGGGGCGCGUCGAGCUCGGCAAGAGCGUCCCGGUAAAGACGAGAGGAAAGUGAGUCUGCUCUACGAUGAAAACAUGCUGGAGAACGACCCUCAGCGUCACAGCAAGGAUGUGGCCUUCGCUCACAGCUACCUCAACAGGGUUCGGGAGGCAUUGCACGACGUCCCGGAGAAGAUGGAGGAGUUUGCGUCUCUGCUGAACGACCUCGAGCGGCUCGAAGGACAGGAAGUUGUCCGUGUCUUCGGGAAGCUGCGCUGUAUCCUGGGAAACCGAACAGAAUUAACGCAGGACUUCGCUGCCUUCCUGCAUCCCGAGCAGGCGCUCGAGUGCGGCCUGUUUCAAGAGCAACAGGCCUUUGAGCGCAGUCGGCGUUUCUUGCGACAACUGGAGAUCACGUUCGGAGAUAAUCCGUCUCACUACAACAAGAUCAUCAAGGCUCUGCAGCCCGGACCGCACCUCACCCCCGCCAGCAUCAACGAGCUCAAAGCCCAAAUGGCCCUCCUGCUCAAAGGACACCCUCAUCUGCAAGCUGAAUUCUGGGUGUUUUUCGACGAGCUCCGCCCACCGCCGGCUCGCCCGGGACAGUUUGAGGAAGCUCAUUGGCCGGAGGAGGGUGGAAUCCGCUCUGAGGUAGGGGAGGGCGGAGGCUAUCUGACGGGAGGCGUGGCCAAUGGCGCCUUCGAGGAAGUCACCUUACCGGACGAGGACGAGCACAAGAUGGACACCGCCAUGAACCGGCGUCUGAGGAAGCUGCGCUCCCGCUCGGCUGACAAGGGAUCCGAUUGGCUGUGCCUCUGUCAAGACUCCAAGAGCCGCACGCACCGUCGGAGAGGAUGCGCUCGCUGCCACGGCAACAAGGGCUCAGGGGGCGCGUCCAGAGCCAUGAAGAGUCUGGACCCGCUCUACGCUCAGAUAGGCUCUGCCUCGGAAGACAAGGAUGGCGAUGUGAAGGUCGCAGACUUCGCGCGUCCUGUCGCGCCGUCGUGGGAACGCUCGUUCCCGUCGGCCGCCGACGAAGGCGACAAGAUGUCGCCGCCUCCCAAGAGGAAAAGAGAGGAGGAGCUCCACCCCCCGCCCAUCCCUCCCUGCGCGGCCCCCGCACCUUCGGAUCUGCCCGUGUGCGCCAAGAACAUUUCACUGACGCCCAGCGGAGAGAAGGUCAUCCUCUGGACCAGGGACGCGGAUCGGGUCAUUUUGACAACGUGCCGGCAGGAGGGAGCCAAUCAGAACACCUUCCAGGGCAUCUCCGGUCUGCUUGGCAACAAGACUCCCGCUGAGGUUUCUCGCCGCUUUCGGGAUUUAAUGCGUCUUUUCCAGAGCGCGGCCCGUCAGGCCGGCUCGGAGGAUGAAGCUCCGCCCUCUGAGCUUGACGCCAAUGAAGAACUGGACUGACGUUUGGCUCUUUUCACCAUUUGGUGGUGUAUUGUGGAUAAGUGCUGUGUGCUCACUAUUUAAAUGUUUUAUAAGAAUUAAAAAGCGUAAAAUCGCCA